Messenger RNA from Oryza sativa Japonica Group (Japanese rice), 1658 nucleotides. The record is from RefSeq and is a predicted model, not a curated record. Lineage: Eukaryota; Viridiplantae; Streptophyta; Magnoliopsida; Poales; Poaceae.
AUGGCCACUAAUUUAGCUUCUUGUUUUAAUUUUCGCUCUUCUCCUUUCCGGUUAACUGUGGGUGAGAGGGAGCUCAAGCUGGAGGAAGACAAGAACCAGUUGUCCAAGGGCUUAGACCCUUGGACGAGCAACCCUACCGCCAGCGCGAGCACCUUGCACUACCUGCUCCAGGAGAAGGAGAGGGCGCAGCAAGCGCAUGAGCAGCUUCAGAUCUACCAGCAGCAGCAGGGAUUCGGCAGCUUCCUGCAACACCGGAUCAGGCAGCCGGCGAGCCGGGGGCCGGGAGGUGGAGGCGGCGGCGGCGAUGGCGGCGGCAGCAGCGGCGAGUCGACGCCCGUCGAAGCGCUGGCCACUGCAUUCGGGGCAGGCCGCAUCGUGCGGUCCGCGGCCGGGCGCAAGGACCGGCACAGCAAGGUGUGCACGGCGCGCGGGCUGCGGGACCGGCGCGUCCGCCUCGCCGCGCACACCGCCAUCCGGUUCUACGACGUGCAGGACCGCCUCGGCUACGACCGGCCCAGCAAGGCCGUCGACUGGCUCAUGCGCAACGCCAAGGCCGCCAUCGACGAGCUCCCCGACCGCGCCGAGGCCCCGCCGCCGCCCGCCGCGGCGUCGACGGAGCAGCCCGAGGCCACCGAGCAGGCGACCUCGACGUCCUACGGGUUCGGCAACACUACCGGCGGCACCAUGACCAGCGCCGCGUCGGCCGCUGCUGGCUCCUUCCUUCCACAUUCGCUGGGGGCAGAUCGAGUCUCCGACAGCGUCAAGUCCCUGUUCCCCUCCUCGUCCACAGCCAGCGGCGCCGCCUCCGCCGGACACGACGAGUACAGGGGAUCCCCGCCGGACCUCCUGUCGCGCACGACAAGCAACCAGCAGCCGCAGGAGCUGUGCCUCACCCUACAGUCGAACCAGCACCAGAUCUUCAGCCAUGUCUCGUCGAACCACCACGGUAUGAUCUCGAGUGCAGGCGUUCCAGGUUGGCCCGACCACAGCCAGAGAAUGCAGGCAUGGCAUGCCCCGGAGAACAGCACAGGAGACGGCCGCGGCGGCGGCAAUGGCGACGGCUACAUGUUCGCCAUGCCGUCGCGGCAAGGGCUGGACCAGAGCCAGCUCUUCUCGCAUGGGGAACCCCUUCAGUCCAGCGGUCGCGGGUGGGCGUCAGCCCGCGCAUGGCUAGACCCCCUCGCAGUCGCAGCCAUCCACCACCAGCCGUCGACAAUGGCUGCCGGACAGGUCGGCUUCGGCCAUCUCGUUGGCGGCGCCGGUGGCGGCGGCGGGUUUAUGGGGUUUCUCGCGCCGGCGGCGCAGCGGCUUGAGGGCGAGGAGGAGCACGGAAGUGAGGUGAUCAGGUGAUGAGAAGAGACUGAAGAAUUGAUGCAUGGCGCGCAUGCAGGAGGUGUGUGCUUUCUAUUAAUUAACACACUUCACUGAUCUGCUUAAGGGUACGUGUAUGUCAUUUCAUGUAGGAUUUUGGCUGAUGAAAUUUCCCUCAUUAUUAUCUGCUGUCUUCAUGCAUGUGUAACCAAGGCUUAAUUAAUUAUUAAGAGUACGUUCCCUUGGAACUAGGCAGCUGUUGCUGUUGCAUUAGUUGCUAUUGCUGUUUUCCCCUUUAUUCUCGGCAUGGACAAGAUGUGAUGAUGAAGAGAUGAUAUGGUCUAUGA